AUGGCGUCCUCGAGCGCCACGCCGCCGUCGACAUCGACGUCCGCAGCAGCAGCAGCGGCUUCGCUCAAGGUUGCUGCUGCUGACGCGCCAAGUGACGGAAAACUGCCAGACCGACCGAGGCAAUUGGUCAACGAUCCUGCUCGCACUGGCUUCGAUCCCGAGACGAAAUGGUGGAUGAACUACUUCAAGAUCCUGUCGAACCAGAUGACCCCAGAGGGCAAGUUUCACUAUAGAGAAUGGCGGUACAAGGUCCACGAGGAGCGGGACUGUAAACGCUGCGAAGAGUACAAGGACUGGCUAUUCACAUAUUCCCCCGUAGUUCGAUUUCUUUCCGACAAGAUCCAAGACCUCAAUGGCAAGCUGGACCGCUCCAACAUCCAUUGCCGUCGAUGCCCCUCUAUCCUGGAGGAGGAUGGCACGGUAAACCGCCAGGCCGGCGGCUUCGAUCCCAACCAUGGCAUCCUGAUAUGUGCAAAUGAGGUGCGAGAUCGUAAGCACAUGGAAGACACGGUGGCACAUGAAAUGGUUCAUGCGUGGGAUCAUUUGCGAUGGAAGAUGGACUGGGUAGGAGACAAGAACUUGAAGCAUGCCGCAUGCACCGAGGUUAGUCUGCACAUCUUGCUUUCUGCAGCCCACCAGGUUCCUUGUGACGAGGCAUCAGUAUGGCCAUACUGA
This is a messenger RNA of Metarhizium acridum CQMa 102, 675 nucleotides long. RefSeq names its product Mitochondrial inner membrane protease atp23. Gene Ontology annotation, biological process: mitochondrial protein processing; mitochondrial proton-transporting ATP synthase complex assembly. The record is from RefSeq and is a predicted model, not a curated record. Lineage: Eukaryota; Fungi; Ascomycota; Sordariomycetes; Hypocreales; Clavicipitaceae. Gene Ontology annotation, molecular function: metalloendopeptidase activity.